CUUUACGAGCCCAAUCAGGCGGUAGCGGGCAGCUGGCGUCACCCGUGUCGUUGUGCACGCAGCCGCUGCCGUUCUUGACGUCGACGAACCACGUGGCCUCCUUACCGCCCGGACCGUCCUUCACCUUGAAUGCAAACACGCCGCCGAUCUUCUUCACAAACGCGUCGCCGUCCUGCGCAAACAUCGCACGCACCUUGGAACCCCGGAGCAACCUUGGAACGACCUUUGACCUCUUCCACCUUCUCACCUGCUGCAGCUUCUUAUUGAUCUCCUGGAACACGGCGUGCGCUUUGAAGCCCUCCAGGCUGUCACUGGCGCUGCUCCUGGCGGCCACAAUCCUUCACACGACAAAUAUUUGCUUAGCAUCGCAAACACAAAUGCAUAGAACUGAAAACGGCAGGUCUCCCCCUGGUGCGCAUGCGUCGUCAGCACGGACGUUCUUACACUUCUGUAGCAUUUAGUGGCGAAGGGGAAACGUCUCUUUUUCUUUAUCAAAUUAAUGCAAAAAAAAAAAAAAAAAAAGGUGCAUCGUGACAACUUUUGUUUUCAACAACACUUGAGCUCAGCUAAUGCUAACGCCCUGUAACAAGUGUGUUAAAACAAAAGUAAGCUUAGUGAAUAACUAAUACGAGUCAAUUGUAAUGUUAUUACUCGUACCUUGGUGUGUGUCUUUCGGGCAUUUUGUCAAGAAGAACGAGGUAACACUGGCAAGAAGAAGAGUUAGUACAGGUGUCAGCGAACUUUGCUGCUCUUGAACUGCACUUCCGGGUUGCCUCCUUUCUGUUCAGACUCGAUUAGUCGACGUCAGAUGCUCUGCAUGGAAACUUUGAGGAAACCCGCCGGUUUGAUCCAUUCGAGGUGGUUAUGGUGGGCGUUGAGCAAGCGAAAAUACAACAGCAAAGACGAGCGUUCCUCUUCAGAGUACUUGCACAGAAGCCUGGUGCCCACGAUGCAUUACCAGAAGAGUUUACCAAGGUUGCCGAUCCCAAAGCUGGAGGACACCAUCAGGAGGUAUUUAGCUGCUCAACAGCCCCUCCUGGAUGGCCAACAAUUCAGAGAGACCAAGAAAGUUGCUCAGGACUUCCUGGCUGGUGAAGGAAAAAGGCUUCAAGAGGAGUUGCUGGCUCAGGAUAAGAAAAACAAACACACCAGCUACAUCUCAGGACCGUGGUUCGACAUGUACCUGUCGGCGCGCCAGCCGGUGGUGCUGAACUUCAACCCGUUCGUGUCGUUCAACCCGGACCCCGAGGGCGGGUACAACGAGCAGCUGGUGCGCGCCAGCAACAUGACGUGCUCGGCCUUGCGCUUCAUGAAGACGCUGCGGGCCGGCCUGCUGGAGCCCGAGGUGUUCCACCUGAACCCGGCCCGCGGCGACACCGACGCCUUCAAGAGGUUCAUCCGCUGGGUGCCCGCCUCGCUGGCCUGGUACGGCGCCUACAUGGUCGACGCCUACCCGCUGGACAUGUCGCAGUACUUCCGCCUCUUCAACUCCACGCGCGUGCCCCGGCGAGGGCGGGACGAGCUGUUCACCGACGAAAGGGGGCGCCACCUGCUGGUCAUGAGGAGAGGCAACAUGUACGUCUUUGACGCGGUGGACGCCGACGGCAACAUGGCGGCGCCUGCGCAGAUCCGCCACAACCUGGGGUUCAUCCUGUCGGAUGCGACGCCGGCGCCCGACUUCCCCCCGGGGGCGCUGACGACGGAGAACCGGGACGUGUGGGCGGGGCUGAGGGACAAGCUGGUCGCCUGCGGCAACGGCGAGACCCUGGCGGCGGUGGACAGCGCCCUCUUCUGUCUGUGCCUGGACGACGUCAGCUUGAGCGACGGCGUGGCGGCGUCGCACAACAUGCUGCACGGGGACGGCGUAAACAGAUGGUUCGACAAGUCGUUCAGCAUCAUCGUCGCGAGCGACGGCCACGCCGCCAUCAACUUCGAGCACUCGUGGGGCGACGGCGUGGCCGUACUGCGCCUCCUCAACGAGAUCUUCGAGGACACCACCCGCAAGCCGCAAGUGCACCCCGGCUCCGCUACUAGCGGCGGUUCGCCGUGCGGCGCCGUGCGCCGGCUGAACUUCAAGCUGGACGACGAGCUGCGGGACGGCAUCAAAAACGCCAAAGCCGGAUUUGACGCCGCCGUGUCCCAGCUCACCAUCGACGCCAUGCAGUUUACAGGUGGCGGCAAGGAGCGCCUGAAGAAGGCCAAGCUGAGUCCCGACGCGAUGGCGCAGCUGGCCUUCCAGAUGGCCUUCCUGCGCCAGUACGGCGCCACGGCGGCGUCGUACGAGUCCUGCAGCACGGCCGCCUUCAGGCACGGCCGCACCGAGACCAUCCGGCCCGCCAGCGUCUUCACCGAGCGCUGCGCCCGCGCCUUCGUGCGCCAGCCCGCCCGGCACGACGCCGGCCGGCUGCUCCAAAUGCUGCGCCGCUGCUCCGACUAUCACGGGCAGCUGACCAAGGAGGCCGCCACGGGUCAGGGGUUCGACCGCCACCUGUUCGCCCUGCGCCACCUGGCCGCGUCGUCCGGGCGGCCUCCGCACGCCCUCUACGCCGACCCCGCCUACGCCGCCAUCAACCACGUAGUGCUGUCCACCAGCACGCUGUCCAGUCCCGCCGUGCAACUGGGCGGCUUUGCGCCGGUGGUGCCCGACGGGCUGGGCGUGGGCUACGGCGUCCACGACGAAUGGAUCGGGUGCAACGUCAGCGGCUACCCGGCGCGCGACGUCUCGCGCUUCCUGCGGUGCGUCCGCGAGUCGCUGGAGGACAUCUUCGCCGUCCUGGACGGCGAGCCGCUCGCAAACGUCCCGCGCUAAGUGGAAGUCGCGCGCUCGUCCGUCCGGUCGCGUGACGUCACGCCGCCGUGGUUGCUGUCGACUUCUCGUGAAAUGGAACGUGUGUGAAUAAAAUGUAUUCAAUGGUUUGAGUGGAAGACUGAACAAUGACUUGAAAAGAACGUUUUCGUCCACGAGUUCAUCGCGAGCCGGCGUUACCGCCCCAGUCGGUGAAAGUUGCAAAGUUUUCAUUUGACAUAUUUGAACGCUGAACCAAUCAAGCCCAGUCGCACGCGUA
Phycodurus eques (leafy seadragon) is the source of this 3065-nucleotide messenger RNA. RefSeq names its product carnitine palmitoyltransferase 2 (gene cpt2). Gene Ontology annotation, cellular component: mitochondrion. Gene Ontology annotation, biological process: fatty acid beta-oxidation. The record is from RefSeq and is a predicted model, not a curated record. Bases 809 to 2809 code for a protein of 666 amino acids. NCBI's taxonomy places the organism in Eukaryota, Metazoa, Chordata, Actinopteri, Syngnathiformes, Syngnathidae. The transcript has 9 exons. Gene Ontology annotation, molecular function: carnitine O-palmitoyltransferase activity.